UCCCUCUUUCUCACCCACAACCUACUACUCGAAUAUGAGCACCAGAUCCACAUGGGCCGACCUGUGCACCUCGAGUGUCAAUAAUUUCUCUCGGCAUGCAUUCUGGACUGUCGGACAAGUUGUCCGUCGUCCGUGACAAGUGCUCUUUACGGAUGGCCCUCACUAUAUCGGGUAGAGUUACACGCAAAGGCAGAAUGCAAAGCUUCGGGGUGGUCGCUUGUCAGGAACUGCCUCCGGCCACAGCCCUCCAGAUGCGGCAACCAUAUACUUGUUCCUGACGGUCCCAGAACGAGUCUAGAAUAGCCUUUCGAUUCUUGGGACAGGGCCCGAUGAGUAUAUACAGGAAGCUCCCAUAGCCACGCAAAUGCAUAUCCUCCCAAGCCACUCACUUGUAACUGAUUUCAUGGUAAUUGCACUCGCUUCAAUUCAUCAUGUACACUCUCUUCUUUCUUCUAGCCGUACUCUUCCAGUUGGCACUGGCUCAGGUACAGCCUUUCACAGUAACUGGAUUCCUUGAUAGGUGAGACUUCUAUGCCCUAAACAUAAGGCAUUCCUCCUGACACAAUACUUCAAGUGCAACAGCCAAAUCCGGCACAGCUGCUAAUCGUGGUGGCUCCAUAUCCGUGUCGGGAUUUGAUAUCACCAUUCCAGAUAACCUGCUCGUCGAGUUCCCUGCAGCAUUCAUCCCCUUUGCCGAAUUUGCGGAAGCCGGAGCAUCUAAACGAGCCGGACCCAACGAAGUCUCUGUUACAGGCAACAUUAUCAAUAAUGUCAUCAUCGCUGGCCAGUUCUCCGUCGCCCAGCUAGACCUUGCUGGGUCCUCUGGUACUGUCGAGAGUCUCGGCACUGAUGGAGCAAUCAAGAUUAAGAAUGGCCCAACCCUACGGAUCAACGAUCCAAGGGCUAGAUAUAGCGCUGGAUACACGAACCUCCCAUUCUUCACCGCCGAUGAUGAGAAUGCUUCCAUCACGAGCUUCAGUGGAUACCCAAUGUGCGUGCCUCGUGGGCCUGGAGACGUAAAGUGUCCUGAAGGAAACAGACCGACCGGCUCUACCAGCUUUGUCGUCCAAAAUGCUACCGUUAUGGUACCAAUCAGAGUUGGUGAUUAUAUCGAGUACUCCGGCAUUCAAGUUGGUGGUGAAACAAUCGUAUAUGGAAUGGUUGUCAACAUCGACAUUCAGACCAGCGGCAGCCAGCCUGGCUAUGUCCGAGUUGAAGAUGCGCUCAUUGGUGUCCAAGAUGCUUCUCCUCUCGUUGAGGCUGCAAGACACAGAUUUGUCGGUCUUGCCUCUCGAUCUGACCUGCCAAUUACCAUUUGGGCCAUUGACCAAGAUCCUUGCACUGGUGAGGAGAGCGACAGACUCGUAGCAACUACCAAUGUUGUCGCCAGUGCGCGCAACAAGUGGGAAGUGAAAGUUCAACGUGGAACUAAUGUUGGUCUCUUCACUCGCAACUACCGAGUCAAGAUCGGAGAUACCGCCGUCACUACAUCAGAUGGUAUCAACGCUGGAACAUACGUACAGCCUGUCACCGAAUGGAUCUUCCCUGAGCUCAUCCAGCCAGGAGGAACUCCUCCAGCCAUUGACUUCUCCAACAUCGGGCCUCUCAAGAAUGGUUUUGGCGAUAUCAACGGCCAGGUUUUCGGACAGCUCAACCCUUGGCCAGGAGCGACUGUGCCUUCGGUCGCAGCUUGCGCACCACCUACUAGUACAACUGUCACACCCCCGGCUCAGACCGAUGAUACGAGCACCUCAACCGCUGUAACGAGCCCAAGUGCUUCUCCAGUUCCAGUCGCCCUUGUCGCAAACGCGGGUCCAGACAGAAAUGUCCUAGCCGGUACAUUCGUCUCGCUCAGCGCAAGCCUCAAUGCUUCGCAAUCGACAUCUGGCCUGCUCCCAUCUGACCUUACUUAUGCAUGGACUCAGAUCGCCGGUUCUACGACAGGCAUCACGAUCACUGACGCCACAACUUCCAAACCAUCAUUCGUUGCGCCUAUGGUCGCAGCCGGCGUCUCCCAGUCUCGCGAGUUCCGCGUCAUAAUCACACACACCCCCUCCGGAACCAAGAGCAACGAUACAGUGGUAAUCACGGCCGACCGUUCCUCAACGAGCUUCGACCACCCAGCCUUCGUCUCUCUUACUUGGGCCUCAAGACAAGGCGGUACAGCUGCUGCGACCGUCCGCACAGAGCUCGUUGAUCCUGCUGGCAGCAUGCGCAUCAUCUUCGGCCCAGUGAAUGGCGGAACAGAGAGAGUAAUGACUAGAGGUGCCGUUGCAAAUGGCCAGGUUACUUAUACAUUCAGUGGAAGGAGUAUCCCAACCUUCAACAUUGCGACAGUGAGGAGUUAUAUCACGGUUGGUAGCAGCACGGUGAUUGUACCUGGUCCACAGGUCAACUCGACCAAUGUUGCUCCUGGUUAAGAAAAAAAAGGAGUGGGUUAAUGAGGCGUUUUGGGUUUCUGUAUCCUGGUGUAUUGAGGUGGUAUUUUUCUGGUAACACCCUGGGAAAGGAGUGGAGGAAAUCACUCGUUUAAUAGACAUGUUACGACUGGAAUAAAUGUAAUGAUAUUUAUGUAUGAAAUAUUCAAACUUGCCUCCUGCG
Molecule: messenger RNA, 2601 nt
Organism: Cadophora gregata
Lineage: Eukaryota; Fungi; Ascomycota; Leotiomycetes; Helotiales; Ploettnerulaceae
Exons: 3
Coding region: 990-2420 (476 amino acids)
Source: RefSeq, a predicted model, not a curated record